AUGGCCCGUGGUCCAAAGAAGCAUUUGAAGCGCUUGGCAGCCCCAAGCCACUGGAUGCUCGACAAGCUCGGAGGAGUUUUCGCUGUCCGUCCUCGUCCUGGUCCCCACAAGCUCCGUGAGUGUCUUCCCCUCAGUCUGUUCCUCCGUAACCGUCUGAAGUAUGCCCUCAACUACACUGAAGUCAAGAAGAUCCUCAAGCAAAGAGUUAUCCGUGUUGACGGUAAAGUCCGCACUGACCACAAAUACCCAGCUGGAUUCAUGGAUGUCAUCACCAUCGAGAGAACCAACGAGACUUUCCGUCUUCUCUAUGACUCCAAGGGACGUUUCAUCACCCAUAGAAUCACUGCCGCUGAAGGAGCUUUCAAGCUCUGCAAGGUCAAAACUCUUGAAAUGGCCGUAAAGCAAAUCCCAUUCAUCACCACCACUGAUGGACGUACCAUCAGAUACCCAGAUCCUCAUAUCAAGAGAAACGACACCAUCGUCUUCGAUGUUAAUGAGAACAAGAUCACCGAUUGGGUCAAGUUCGAAGCCGGAAACUUGGCUAUGGUCACCGGAGGUCGUAACGUUGGACGUAUCGGAGUCAUCGGACACAGAGAAAAGCUCCCAGGAGCCUUCGACAUCAUCCACUUGAAGGAUGCCGCUGGACACUCCUUCGCCACCCGUAUCUCCAACGUUUUCGUUAUUGGAAAGGGAAGCAGCGCCCUUGUCUCCCUCCCAGCCGGAAAGGGUAUCCGUCUCUCCAUUGCUGAAGAGCGUGACAAGCGUUUGGCCCAAAGAAAAACCGCUUAA
Molecule: messenger RNA, 789 nt
Organism: Auanema sp. JU1783
Lineage: Eukaryota; Metazoa; Nematoda; Chromadorea; Rhabditida; Rhabditidae
Source: the annotation of a GenBank genome assembly